UUUAGCUGAUAGAAAGAGCAAGUCGCGAUUAAAAAGAUGGGCGUCCAACUUCUCAGGAUUUCCCCUUUCUCAUCUCCCAGAAUAUUAAUUCCCACUCCUAGCACCCACCUGACCCGAUUCCUCGGCCACAUUCAUUCUCGCGGAGGCUCUAUUUCUGGUUGUCUCCACGAAUCCGGGUUCAAAUCUUCGUCAAAAUCUAUAUCUCCUGCAAUUUCCGCAACUGGGUUUGGUAGGUACGUUCAGCAGAAGACGAGAAGCUUGAGAGGUGGAGUGGUAUCCAUGGCUGCACCUGGUUCUGUUCAGAAAUCCGAAGAAGAGUGGCAGGCAAUUCUCACCCCGGAGCAGUUCCGGAUUCUGCGGCAGAAAGGAACCGAGUACCCGGGCACUGGAGAAUACGACAAGUUUUUUGGUGAAGGGAUCUAUAACUGUGCAGGUUGUGGGACUCCACUCUAUAGAUCCACCACAAAGUUCAAUUCCGGCUGUGGCUGGCCAGCUUUCUAUGAAGGCCUCCCUGGAGCUAUAAAUCGCACUCCCGACCCAGAUGGGAGGAGAACUGAAAUUACAUGCGCAGCUUGCGGUGGUCAUUUAGGUCAUGUUUUCAAAGGGGAGGGUUUCCGAACACCUACUGAUGAACGCCAUUGUGUGAACAGUAUCUCCAUCAAGUUCGUUCCUGCAUCCUCCUCUCCGUCCCUGUGAAAUUUAUAUUGUAAAUGUUGCUUCUAUGCAUGCAGAUAUUAGUUCUGUUGAUGAAAUUUGGACUGUGAUGAUAGUAUGAUACUCUAUGGCUUUGAACUUGGAACAAAUUUAAUGUCUGUAUAAAUUGGUUAGAACCAGGAACAUCAUCAAUUCAUCAUCA
Molecule: messenger RNA, 856 nt
Organism: Nelumbo nucifera (sacred lotus)
Lineage: Eukaryota; Viridiplantae; Streptophyta; Magnoliopsida; Proteales; Nelumbonaceae
Product: peptide methionine sulfoxide reductase B5-like
Biological process (GO): response to oxidative stress; protein repair
Molecular function (GO): peptide-methionine (R)-S-oxide reductase activity
Source: RefSeq, a predicted model, not a curated record